UCUAACAUCUUAUAAUACAAUUUAGCAUUAAAAAAAUAUAAUGAAGAAAGUAACGAAUCAUUACUUUUGAGGCGAUGCUGGACUGACGGUGGAACUCACUCGACGCCGGUACUGCAGAUUGCUGUAGAUUUUUCUUCGACGAACAGUGGAGGCAAAGAGUAAAGAGAAUAGGCUAGUGCACUUUGUCAAACGCACUCAUCAAUCAUUAAUAAAUUACAAUCAAGUGGAAAAAAAGCGAUAAUGUUAGGAUAUUUGCGAGAGCGAGAUAUCGUUUAUUUGACAUUGAGUGUAAAAUAAUUAUAGAGGAACGUAAUGUAAAUUUUGACAAAAUUCAAAAGGGUAGUUAUUAUUUAAGAGAAUGUAAAAGAGACAAAGAAUAUGAGCGUUGAAAUAUAGAAAAUAUUAUUAAUGUCAGACGAUAAUAAACCGAAUAAUAAUUAUAAUAAUGAUAUAGAUAGAGAGGUAGAAUCUGAUGAUCAAAGAGAAAGUAGUGAAAUAGAGUCUAUAGAUGAUACAGAUGAUAACAAUGCUCAAUAUAAUGUAGGAAGCAUAGAUGAUCAAAAUGAAAAUAAAGAUAGAGUUCAGAAUAGGAAAAUAAUUAGAAGAGGAAGACCAAAAGGUCUAAUGGCAGGUGAGAGCUUGAGACAAAAAGAAAAAUAUGUAGCAGAAAGAGAAACUCGUCUAAGAGAGGAAAGAGUAAGACGCUCUGCUAGGCUAAAGAAUAUUCAUCAUGCUCAGUUAAUGGAAAAUAUUUUUGUAUCGCGUAAUUUUAAUGAAGCUCGUAAUAGCAAUAAUUGGGAAAAUUGGAAAGAUGCAAUGAAAAAUGAGUUAGCAUCAUUAAAUAAACAUGACGUAUGGAAAACUUAUAAAUGUUCAAAAGAGGUUAAAAUCGUAAUAAGUAAAUGAGUAUUUUCGAUUAAAAGAGAUGAAACUAAUAAAGUAAAAUAUAAGGCUAGAUUAGUUGCAGCUAGAUACUAUCAAAUAAAAAAUCAGGAUUACAAUGAGUCGUACUCACCAGUUGUAAGCAUUGAAACAUGGAGAACAAUUAUAGCGAUAGCAGCUAAGAAAAAUUUAAAUGUAAGAUUUUGUAACGUUAAAACUGCAUAUUUGCAUGGUAGAUUAGAAGAAACUCUUUAUUUAAAGCCUCCUCCAGGUUUCGAAGAAAGAUUUGAUGAUAGUAGUAAAGUAUGUAAAAUUAAAAGAAGUUUAAAUGGUUUAUCUCAAUCUGGAAGGAAUUGGUAUUACAAAUUAAAGAAAGAACUUUUUUUACAAAUAGCAAUAAAACGUGCUUCUUUAUAUUCACUUUGUAUGUUGAUGAUUUUACUACGAUAGAUGAUAGUGGUCGCAUAUGUGAGAAAAUUUUCAAUUCAUUGCGGAAGGAAUCCGAGAUUAUUGAAACUACUCAAUCGAAACUAUUUUUAAGAAUGCGAGUAAAAUGUGACGAUACAGGCGUUUAUUUGAGUCAAAGUAGAGUAUAUUAAAAAGCACCUAAAUAAGUAUGGAAUAACUAAAUGUAAACCCGUUAAUACCCUAAUUUUAACAAGCGGAGAUAAGAUACAGAUAGAUGAGAGCGAAAAAUUUUACAUUGGUAAAUAUCAAGAAUUAAUUAAAGAAUUUUUAUACUUGGCAACUAGAACAAGGCCUGAUAUUGCAUUUGUAACAUCUUACCUUUCUCAGUACAAUCAUUGUCCGCAAAAGAGCCAUUAUACAUUAGGUAAAGGAGUGUUGCGAUAUUU
Molecule: messenger RNA, 1736 nt
Organism: Solenopsis invicta (red fire ant)
Lineage: Eukaryota; Metazoa; Arthropoda; Insecta; Hymenoptera; Formicidae
Exons: 1
Coding region: 409-906 (165 amino acids)
Source: RefSeq, a predicted model, not a curated record